Messenger RNA from Gekko japonicus, 6088 nucleotides. RefSeq names its product rearranged L-myc fusion (gene RLF). The record is from RefSeq and is a predicted model, not a curated record. The coding region runs from base 1 to 5625 and encodes 1874 amino acids. Gene Ontology annotation, cellular component: nucleus. Gene Ontology annotation, biological process: regulation of transcription by RNA polymerase II. NCBI's taxonomy places the organism in Eukaryota, Metazoa, Chordata, Lepidosauria, Squamata, Gekkonidae. The transcript has 10 exons. Gene Ontology annotation, molecular function: DNA-binding transcription factor activity, RNA polymerase II-specific; DNA binding.
AUGGCGGACGCCGAGGCUGACGCGGCCCUGGCGCCGGAGAUGCAGCGGCUGUCCGCCGGCCUCCGUUCCCGACUCUGGCAGCUGCAGGCCGAGCUGAGCGACCAGGAGGUGUCGGAGGCGUCGUCGGGCGCCUACUGCCGGGGCUUCUGUCAGACACUGCUACAAUAUGCCGGCAACCGGGGUGCUUCGGAGCAUGCCUUGCCUCUUUUGGAAGUGUACAGUGUCGCCAUUCAGAGUUUCGCCAGUGCCCGACCUUACUUGACUACGGAUUGCGAAGAAGUUAUUCUGGUUCUUGGCAGGCUAGUGCUGAGCUGUUUUGAACUACUGCUUUCUGUGCCUGAAAGUGAAGAGCAGUGUGAACCAUUGUCAAGACUGUUUCAGUCUAUACAGGAUUCCCAUGAUGCUUUGCUUCAGUUUGGAGACAACACUCUCGAAAUACUGGCUGACAUUGCCAAGGAAGGGGUGUGGAAGAACCCGGUUCUGUUUAAGAUUAUAUCGCAGCAGCCGGUAGAGUUAGAAGAAGUGAAUAAACUGAUUAAGCGAGAAGGACCAGCCUUCCUGCAGAUGCGGAUAAAACACUUGAUGAAGACAAACUGCAUUCCCCAGGCUGCUGCCUUGUCCAAGCUGUGUAAAGAGUCCGCUGAAAUCUCAAACAUAUCACCUUUUCUCCAGGCCUACAUCACAUGCUUGUGCUCCAUGCAUCCAAAUGAAGAGUCUAUCAAGGAGAUCGCUAAGGUGGACUGCAAGGAGGUCCUGGAUAUGAUAUGCAACCUGGAAGCAGAGGGGCAGGAUAGGACUGCAUUUAUUCUCUGCACAACGUACCUUACUCAGCAGCUUCAGACUGCAAGUGUGUACUGCUCUUGGGAGCUGACGUUAUUUUGGAGCAAAUUACAGCGAAGAAUUGACCCGUCUUUAGAUUCAUUCCUGGAGCGUUGUCGACAGUUCGGCAUCAUUGCUAGAACGCUGCAGCAUUUGUUCUUCCUGAUAAGAGUCAUACAAGCUGAAGCAGAAGACUCAGGUCUUGCCGUGUCUAUCUUGUUAUGCGUGAGAGCCCUUCAGCUCCGAUCGAACGAAAAUGACGAUAUGAAGACUUCUGUGUGUAAAACGAUCUCUUGCCUUCUGCCAGAAGACCUUGAAGUCAGAAGAGCCUGUCAGCUCACUGAAUUUUUACUCGAGCCGAACGAGGAUGCGUUUAAUCUGCUAGAAGAGCUGCACCUGCAGCCAGAUCAAAAAUUCGACGAAGAGAAUGCUCCGGUUCCAAACUCACUCCGCUGUGAGCUCCUGCUGGCUUUGAAGGCUUACUGGCAGUUUGACCCAGAAUUCUGGGACUGGAAGACUUUGAGGAGACACUGUCUCAAAUUGCUAGGGAAGGAAGUAUCUGACUCCGAGGAUGAUCUCAGUGGCAACGAGGUAGGGUCCAUGAAUGAAAAUGAACUGCUAGACAGUCUCCUAAGUGAAUGUGAAGACGUCAGGGAAGAUAAUUCCUUUGAAGGACAUGAUUUCCUGAAUCAGCCGAAAGAACGAGUAAGAGUAAAAAAACCUAUUGGCUCUUCGGAGAGGUACCAGAGGUGGCUUCAGUACAAAUUCUUCUGCGUCAUUUGCAAAAAGGAGUGCAUAGAGGCGAGAAUACUGCAUCAUUCGAAGAUGCACAUGGAAGACGGCAUGUACACAUGCCCGGUGUGUAUAAAAAAGUUUAGGAGGAAGGAUGUUUUCGUAAAGCACAUUGGGGAGCAUGUGAAAAUGCCCCCGAGUAGAAAAUACCGUCCUACCCUGGGUCAAAACCGGAUGCUGAAGAUCAUGCCGUGCGACAAAGCCCGAAGCGACGCACAUGACUACGUCACUUUCAGCAAACUAGAAAGCUGCCACCUGCAAGACAGGGACCUGUACCCGUGCCCGGGCACGGAUUGCUCUAGGGUGUUUAAGCAGUUCAAGUACUUGAGUGUUCACCUGAAAGCUGAGCACCAGAACAACGAUGAGAACGCAAUGCAUUACUUGGACAUGAAGAACAAGCGAGAGAAGUGUUCGUUCUGCAGGCGGCAUUUCAUGUCGGCGUUCCACCUGCAGGAGCACGAGCAGGUGCACAGUGGCCCUCAGCCCUAUAUGUGCGUGUCGGUGGGCUGCUACGCAAGGUUUGACUCUGUCAACGAGCUGUUGCAUCACAAACAUGAGCACGACGACUUGCGUUACAAAUGCGAGCUGAAUGGCUGCAACAUCGUUUUCAGUGACUUGGGGCAACUUUACCACCACGAGGCCCAGCAUUUUCGGGACGCAUCUUACACAUGCAACUUCCACGGUUGCAAGAAGUUCUAUUAUUCGAAAACCGAGUUUACAAACCACCUUUCCAUGCAUAUUUCAAACGGAGAAAUGAAGGAGGCACCAGUGAAAUGCGAGGAGCAUGUUUUGGGUGCCCAUCUCGCCUGCCUUUCAGACUCGGAAGGGCUUGAGCCAACGGAUCAUUCCUGCAUACAUGAGAAUAUCAGCUUGCCGUCAGGGUCUGCAAAUUCAGAAGGAGUUCUAAAAGUUAAACAAGAACCUCUCACGGAUGAAGAGUUAGAUGGAAAAAGCAAUGGCAGUUUGGGCAGCAAUGUUGCGUGUCUUGCAAAUGAGAAGCCCGUGUCUUUAUUGACCGAGACAGCGGGCCCAGGCCAGACAAUUCCUGGCAUUCUAUCACCCCAUGAGAAAGUCUUCUUUCCAUCAAAUUUCAAAGAGCGUUAUUCAAAUGUGGCAGUUUACUUUGAUGGCAGAAGGUUUACCUGUGGCUUUGAAGGCUGUGAUUCAACAUACAAAAAUUCAAGGGGUAUGCAGAAGCAUCUUCGAAGGGCUCAUCCAUACCAUUUCAAACCCAGAAGGAAGCUUGGCCUGAAGGCUAAAGAUCUUGGCCGGCUCGCUGAAGCUCAGCAUAACAGCACCACUGGAGAGAUGAGUUCAGAGCUCAGGCAUUUUUUGGACACCCAAGCUGACUCUCCAGGCAGUGUAGAUUGCAAUACCCAUUCUAAAAUCAAUACUUGUUUCAAGCAAGAACUGUGCCCCUCUUCCCCCGAAUUUCCCCCUUGCGAACAUUCUAAAGUGUCGAGCGCAGAAGACUCAAUGUUGGAGCUCCUCUUGGGCUUGAAACAUUUAAGUUUAAAAAAUUCUAGUAGUCGCAUUGGGAACUCUUCCAGGUGGUCACAGUCCUAUUCCUCCAAGUGCCCCAACUCCGAAGACGAUUCUACCUCAGACCAUUUCUCUGAAGAACACCAAGGCAAAUUACCAAACCAAUACCUUACUCAGCUGGCAGCAAAGCCAUUUUUCUGCGAACGCCAAGGUUGCACGUGUGAGUUUGUGACCAGGGAAGCUCUCUUAACGCAUUAUGUUAGGAAACACAAUUAUUCCAAGGAGAUGGUGCUUCAAUUGAACAUGUUUCGGCAUCGAUAUUCACCAUUCAAGUGUCAUAUUUGCCAAAGAUCGUUCACAAGGAAAACACACCUUAGAGUCCAUUACAGAAACAAACACAAACUUGGCAAAGUGAGGGCAGCUCAAAAAUUGUUUAAUGAAAGCUUUGAGGACUUGGAGGGGUGCACAGAGGACACACUGAACAGCACUGCGGGUUCCAUGUCUUCAUUUUAUACCAACACGGAGGAGGAACUGGAUGACCAAGCGAAACUCACUGGGGCGCAGCAGUGUCAUCCAAAAAAGGAAGAGCUUAGUUCAGAAACCGAUCUGGAGUCAGGCGAAGAAACGGAAAGCUGUGUGCCCAGAAAGCAGGCAAAACUGUCCACACUCGAAAGCCACAGGAAAGGCCUGGAAAUGAAAGAAGGGAGGGGAAGUAAAAGAACCGUUGCCAAAGGAAACCUGUGUUAUAUUUUACAUAAGUACCAUAAGCCGUUCCAUUGUAUUAAUAAAAACUGCAAUUCCGCGUUUACUAACCAGAAGGGCUUGAUUCGCCACUACCGGACUGUGCAUCAGUACAACAAAGAGCAACUCUGCCUCGAAAAGGACAAAGCACGAACAAAGCGAGAACUUGCCAAAUGUAAAAAAAUAUUUGUUUGCAAAUAUAAGGCGUGUAACAAGCGCUUUCUGUGCUCUAAAUCACUCACUAAGCACUGCAGUGACUUUCACAGCCUCGAGCCCGGGGAAGAGUCCAAAAUGCUUUCCGAGACUGAGGCAGUGCGAUUUCCUUGUCACCAUCCCCGGUGCCCCGCUGCAUUUUAUUCCUUCCACAAAUUGAGGCAUCACCUGAUGGAAGAGCAUGCCAAGGAAGAAGAGCUCAACAAGGACAUUGAAAUCCAUUGUGAUCUCAAUGGCUGCAACAGAGUUUUCACAACAUACAGCCGUUAUUCACAGCACGUGUAUUUUAGGCACGGUGACUACGAAGGUGUCUCCGACGAUGCCAAAGAGAAAAGAAACCACCUGAAAGAUGGAGUGGAGCAAAGCUACUUGAGAGAUCAGUGCCUCAGGCACAGAGGAGGUGAGAAAAGGAGACGGAUCCAUGACAAAACAGAGAAAAAUAAUAAUAAAAACAAAGGAAAGCAGUUUUAUCAUUUCAGAACCAGGGAAGAAGCCCUACGGAUGUGCAGAGACAAUUGCAAUCAACCCCAGUAUCCAUGCAUGUUUCAGGGAUGUCCCUCGGUGGUAAAACUGGAAAGCAGUAUUGUGAGACACUAUAAGCGUACCCAUCAGGUGUCCAGUGCUUAUAUAGAGCAGCAGUAUGAGAAACUUGUGUUUUUUGUUGAAUGUGGUACCGUGAUCAGCGAAGCCUGCUUAAAAGCACGUGAAAGGUCAAAUAAAGAAGCCAACGGAGACUUCCAUGAGGAGCUAGCCGGGCACCCUGUGUGCCAGCAUGACUCUGAAGAACGUCUUGUUCCCAAUGCUGAUCAUGACCAUGACGGAAAAGACAGUAGAAAUGGCAUGUAUUCCGAGGGCGACGAGGCUGGUGGGUCAGGUGUCUUUCCAGACGCGGGCACUUUAAAACAUAACUACAAUUCAAAAGCUAGGUGUUCGGAAGACUGUGGUAGUAGAGCCAUGUCACCGUCCUGUCAGCCAGAAGAUUCGCCUGAAAGCGAUAGGUGGGAAAACGGCUCUUACCAUUCUAGUUCAGGUGCACCGCUGCCAAGGGAGAAGGGCACCAGCGACUGGCAGGAGGCAUCAUCACAGCAGAGUGUUAAGAGGCCUCUCCUGCCUGCUACAAAAGACAAGGUGCAAAGGCAGCCGGCACCCAAACCCUUUGACCUCAAGUCCUUCAAACCAAUGGGGUUUGAGUCGUCAUUUCUGAAAUUCAUUCAAGAGAGCGAGAACCGGAACGAUGACGACGAUGACGAGGAGGAGGAAGAGCCUGAGGAAGAGUGGGAGGUCACCUACGAAAGCGUCCCCAUGGCAACCAUCUCAAAGAAGAAUGGUGGUUCCAAAGCUCCUGGGCAGCUGAGGGGCAUGCAGCCUCUGUUAUCGACAGACUCACCUGCUCUCCCUUCUCUGGAAACCCUGAGGGCCAUAUUGGACAAGGCACUAACAGACUGUGGGGACCUGGCCUUAAAACAGCUUCAUUAUUUACGACCGGUAGUUGUCCUCGAAAGAUCUAAAUUUUCCACGCCCCUCAUAGACUUUUUUCCAACAAAAAAAACAGACCAACUUUGUGUGGGAAGUUCAUGAAUUAUUGUGUUUUAUUUAAAAAAAAAUCAAAUGGGGGAUGGGGUGGGGAAAGAUUUGCCUCCACUACUGCUGAGGGGGGGUGGGAAUAUCGCUAACUGGUUCAGUGCACAUGUUGUUGAGGUUAGGUUAGGUUGUUCAGUUUCCACAAUUGUACGACAUCCGGCUACAGUAUUGGCUGAGUUCCUAUAGCUCCCCCAUUUAAAAAAAGAAGAAGAGAAACCCUGAUAUUUUGGUGCUAAAUAACAGAAUAUUGAGGGGUUGGGGCCCAUCCCUCUUGCAAAGUUAACUGUGCAUGAUUGUAUAUGGAACAAGUACUUUAGGGUACCAGGGUUGACGGGAGGGGGGUGGGAAGCGGAGCUCUUACUUGACUUGAAUGUGCACCUCGGAGUGCUUCGUGUAACAUAUUGUACACUACAGCAUCUUAUAUUUUUUGAGUUUUGAGUUUCAAUAAAAGGAAUUUUUU